This is a messenger RNA of Trematomus bernacchii (emerald rockcod), 3471 nucleotides long. Its product is annotated as rho family-interacting cell polarization regulator 1-like. The record is from RefSeq and is a predicted model, not a curated record. The coding region runs from base 275 to 2272 and encodes 665 amino acids. The transcript has 17 exons. Lineage: Eukaryota; Metazoa; Chordata; Actinopteri; Perciformes; Nototheniidae.
GUUUGACGGUGGACACAAAAAACUGCGAAUCAAGGAGAGGGACAGCGCCCAGAAUAACUGUAAACCUCUGCAAACUGUGUGGAGCAUCGUGUUGGAAAUGAGACCCCGGUCGUUUUCUCCGGUGUGUCGGACAUUUAAUCAGAGGACAUGUCCUUGGGUUUGUUGAAGCCACAGCGCUACACUCAACUCUCCAAGCAUGCUAGAAUAGUGACAAUCUCUCUCCACUCCGCAGGCCUGUUUGAUCCUAGAGAAACGUGCCUUGUAAGGAAGCAGGAUGUUCACAGGCUCCACAAAACAGCCACCCACUAAAAUCCCGCAGCCCGAGCGGCUGGACGAGGUCUACGCUGCCUUACGGCGAGGCUUACAGUCGUACCUGCAGGUCCACCAGCUGGAGCUGGACAGCCUGGGUCAGCAGUCACGAGAGAACAAGAGGAACGGUCGUCUGGGGUCUUUGUAUGAGCUGGACAAGCAAGUGAAAGCCAUCGAGAGGUUUAUGCGCCGACUGGAGUUCCAUCUCAGCAAGGUAGAGGAGCUGUACGAUGCGUAUUGUAUACAGCGGCGACUGCGUGACGGAGCGAGUAAGAUGGUGGCGGCCUUUAACGUGGCCGUGGGCAGCCGGGAGGCCAGAGAGAGCCUGAGUGAGGCCAACAAGGGCUACAGGGAGUGCACCGAGCACAUGUGCUCCCUUGAGAGUGAAUUAGAAAGCCAGAUGGGAGAAUUUCAUGUCAAGAUGAAGGGCCUCGCUGGCUUCGCACGGCUCUGUUCUGGUGACCAGUAUGAGGUCCUAAUGCGCUAUGGGCGUCAGCGCUGGAGGCUACGAGGCCGCAUGGAAGUCAGCAACAAGCAGAUAUGGGACGGGGAAGAGAACAUCUUCCUGCCUCUCGUCACAGAACUGCUGUCAAUCAAGGUGACGGAGCUGAAGAGCCUGGCCAAUCACGUGGUGGUGGGCAGCGUGUCCUGCGAGAUGCUCGACCUCUUCUGCCCGCUGCCCCAGACGCUCGCCGUGGACAUCAACGACCUCGGGACGGUGAAGCUGAACCUGGAGGUCACCUGGAGUCCGUUUGAUAAGGACGACCAGACGUCCUCCACCAAUACAGUCACCAAGCGGCUGCUGUCCAAUCAAAGCCCUCCUGACACGCCCUCUAUGCGGGAGCAGGUGUUUUAUUCUCUGCUGAGGCGGCAGGGGGAAGUGGAGAACGGCACCGUCUGGUCCAACUCGUCUGAAUCCUCCGACGACUCGUCCAGCCCGGCGCUCGCUCACCACGCUCAGAAGCUCACGGCCUCCAACAUGCUGCAAACCACGCUCACCUCUCAGCUGUCCUUCACGCCACACAAGUCCAGCGCCUCAACGCCGUCGCUCUCCUCCAAUCAGGAGGAGGACGAGACCGAAGCCGGGGAGGUUUUCUCUCAGACGGACGCGGUGCCAAACGGCCACCUGCAGACUUCCUGCUCUCACAGCGAUGACUGCACCGCGGCUGAUCGAGCGUCUCUCCAGUCAGCGGACCUCUCUGAAACCUCGGCAGACCUGAGCUGCUCCUGCCCCGACGUGUCCUCUGUACACGCUGUGUCCACUCAGGAUUUGUCUGAAAGUGGGGUCCCACAUGUGUGUAUUUCAGCAGAGGAGGUAAAACAGUCUGAGGACUUGCCAGUGCAGGCUGGACAGACUGAAGCAGAAACAAAGGACAGCACCACUGAAGCAGCAGAGGACGAAGCAUCAGAGAAACACAGUCAGUCCGUCCAGGAGUCCAAACCACCGCAGGACCCUCCAACGGUUCCUUUUCCAGUUUCUUCUAGUUUCAAUCUAGAAGUCGAGACGGCCCUUGAAAGUUUCGACUUUCUCAACUGCUCUGACCUCGAGGAAGAUGAGGAGGAAGAGGGAAAGGAGGGAGGAAAUAAACAGGUAGUAGAAGAGAAAAAGGAGGAGGAUGCUGCGCAACCUGAAGAGAACCAAAUCAAAAUGGAGGAAGAGAAAGUGGAGGAAGAAGAAAAGGAAGAGAGAUUUCACUCUGGAGGAAGCGAUGACGAGGAGGCUGACGGUCUGCAGAUCCUUAUGGAAGCUCCCGAAGGAUUCAGGAACUCAGAUGAAGAUCGUUUCUCUGAAUCACAGGAAUCGAGCGUGGAGGACGUGCAGGAUCUGUGUCAGAUAGAGAUGCCCGACGAGAAGGAAGGUGACAGCGAGAAAAAGGGAGAAAAUCUACCCGGAGAGCACGUGUCACAUGGCCAGGAGGAGCGUCCCUCCUCUCCCAAACAAUUGGCUACUACCGUCUUCUAAGGACACGGAGGAGCCUCAGCUAAACCAUUUCUCCCACUCUGAUCUCCUCAUGCCAUCUCCCCAUCACGCUGCGGAUCGGAGGCCUUGAGGAUGUUCCACUUUCUGCUCAGACAAACAAGCUCGUCCUCUCGGGCCGAGUUUGUGCACAUAUUUGCCUUGUUCUGACCAAGAACGAUAAGCCUCCAGGUUUCUGCGUUUUGAAGUCCCUCUUCAAACGUCCUUUUCCUUCAACAUGUUCUUCAUCACGUUGCCUGAGUGAAAGCGGGAUACCACUUAGUUUACACUUUAAUAAACUGUUCCUUUCAUGUGAAAAUGUAAUGUCCAAAACAUUUCAGGAACAGCUUUAAGCGGCCUUGUUUUUCGGCUUUAUUACAGUGCAUAUUUUGAAGUAAUCUAAUAUUUUUUUUAAUGGUUUUUAAGUUCAAGUUAAUAGAGUUGUUUCAAUCAACAGAGUAACAAACAAUCACUUACUGAGUUGCAUACAAAACUGUCAGUAUUUGUGGAUGUUAAACUACUUUUAAGGUUAUGAUUCUCAGUGUUAAAUCAGUGUAAAGCCCAGAGCUCUUUCCACUAUGUGAGCAUGUGAUGUCUAAAGAUUUACAUUUUGUGCUGUGGACACAAUCUCAUUUACAAAGCGGGAUCUUUUAAUUUACGUAUCAUCGAGAGUUAACUACUCAAAAGUACACGAGAGCAGAAGUUACAUUGAACCCAGGAAGAUAAGUAAUAUAAGGACUGAAUAAAAACACUUUGAGUUUCUGCUCAAAGCUCAUCCGGUCCAACAUGAAAUCAACCUGCAGUAAAACUAUAUUUAAACCUGCAUGUGUAGCUGCCUCACACUGCCAGCAUGUCUGUAUAGAAGCGUGUGUGCGCCAGCUCCACUGCAGGCAGCCAUCAGGUCUGCAGCUGUGUACAGAAGCCGCCUCAUGGGGGCGCUAUAGUCCUUCAGCAUCUUGCUUUACGUUGUUCUACAAAAGCCUCGACAUUCAGAAAGUGCCUCAAGUGACAGAGAUGUAAGGUUUUAAAAUGCCACGACAGGAGAGAUCAGGCUAAAGAUAACAGUGUUUAUUUUCUGAAUUACUUUAAGAGUGUGCACAAUAAGAGAUAUUUACUGUUUCAUAUAAAGAAUUGUAUAUGUCUUGAAAUGUUAAAAUGUUUAUGUUCAGCAAUGUUUAAACUUUAUAAAGGUUUCUUUAAAAUGA